ACAAACUUAAAAAAAUUGUUUGAUUUUUAUUGGGUUAGGAUUUAAUUUAGCAAAUGUUGAAUUUGACUUUUGCAGAUAUUUCCAAAUCCCUAUGCUCAGAGUCUGCAAUUCUGUUUAUCUUAGUGUCCGCCAGAAAUCCAAUAUCUUGACAAAAAUGAGUAUCGCCAAUCCUAUUGAGAAAUCCAUAGAAAACAAGCUGAAAAAUCAACUGGGAGUUCAGCACUUAGAAGUUAUUAACGAAUCUCACAUGCAUAACGUUCCUAAAGGUUCCGAAACACAUUUUAAAGUUGUGGUUGUUUCUGAAAAGUUCACCAAUAUUCCCUUAAUCAAGAGACACAGAAUGGUGAAUGAAAUUCUGAGUCACGAACUACAAAAUGGUGUCCAUGCUUUAUCAAUAGAAGCAAAAACACCUGCGCAGUGGCAAGAGAGCGAUAAAGUUAUAGAACCUAGUCCAAAUUGUAGAGGAGGCUUCGGAAAAUGAAUGUGAUUAUUAAGUUUUGUUUUUAAUAAAAUUUAGGCUUUGUUUGUUGUCGUGGUUUUGGGUCUAAAUUAUCCAUAUUCAAAGGUGCCAUAUCUGCAUAAUUUUGAUAUCUGUAUAGUGUAAAAUUUCAAAUCAUCAAUUAUACAAAUUGAGUAAGU
Leptinotarsa decemlineata (Colorado potato beetle) is the source of this 639-nucleotide messenger RNA. RefSeq names its product bolA-like protein DDB_G0274169. The record is from RefSeq and is a predicted model, not a curated record. Gene Ontology annotation, cellular component: mitochondrion. Lineage: Eukaryota; Metazoa; Arthropoda; Insecta; Coleoptera; Chrysomelidae.